Molecule: messenger RNA, 819 nt
Organism: Lotus japonicus
Lineage: Eukaryota; Viridiplantae; Streptophyta; Magnoliopsida; Fabales; Fabaceae
Exons: 1
Coding region: 168-653 (161 amino acids)
Source: RefSeq, a predicted model, not a curated record
CUCUAUAAGUUAUAAUCAUUGGCCAACAAUCACUUAAUUUCAGCUCUCUCCAAAACAAUUUAUGUCCCUGCUUUAUUUGUUCUCUUCCAUAUAUAACAUUCAAAAAGUUCAUAGACUAACAAAAAUCAAACCCAUUUCAUAUUGUUGAGCUAAAAAUAUAGCCUGUGAUGAUGAUGGAGAAACUACAACAAAUGAAAAACAAGUUAUUCAAGUUUCUGCCAAAACGACCCGUGGCUUCUAUGGCUUUUCAAAACCCACCACCACUGAGUCCUAGCGGAAGCGUUACCACCAAAGCGUGUCGAAACAGGGUUUCAAUAAUCCCAAAGGAAGCUAGAAGAAAGCACAGAACUGGAAGCUUCAGCAAACGAGAGCCCACUUCUCCAAAGGUUUCAUGUAUAGGUCAAGUGGAGGGAAAGAAGAUGAGAAAGGUUCAGAAACAGAAAAAGGUUCAGGCAAAAAAGAGUGAUAAUGUCCCACAACGUGAAAAGAAGAAGACCCUGCUUUGGAGUUUUACAGAAAACGGUGAGAGUCCAAAACAAAGGGAUGAGGCACCAUCUGCAAUGUCACCAGCCCCAUCAUUGGGCACCAUGAAGAAAUUUUCAGGGGGUAGAAAGUCAAUGGCUGAUUUUGGUAUUACAAUUGUGGAGAGGUGAAUUCUGUUGGAAUGAAAUUUGACAUGUUAUAUAUGGAAAUCUAGCUAUAUGUAUGUAUAGGAAUUAAAGUGAUGUUUCUAAUUUGAUGGGGUCAAAGUAGAAUCAUCAUAAAUUAGAAUGGUUUAAUUUGCAGAUUGAAUAAAUCAUGAAAAUAUCUUCCAUUUAA